Messenger RNA from Micropterus salmoides (largemouth bass), 676 nucleotides. RefSeq names its product DNA polymerase delta 4, accessory subunit (gene pold4). Gene Ontology annotation, molecular function: DNA-directed DNA polymerase activity. The transcript has 5 exons. Gene Ontology annotation, cellular component: delta DNA polymerase complex. The coding region runs from base 164 to 487 and encodes 107 amino acids. The record is from RefSeq and is a predicted model, not a curated record. Lineage: Eukaryota; Metazoa; Chordata; Actinopteri; Centrarchiformes; Centrarchidae. Gene Ontology annotation, biological process: DNA synthesis involved in DNA repair; DNA-templated DNA replication.
CUACCAGCAGCAGGGGCAGGAAAGGAGCCUGUAGUCUGGAGUCCACCGUAGAGACAGAAGAAGAAACCGUCGUCGUUGUUUUGCUCGGCUGCUUUCGCUGCAGAUUGAAUGAAGAGAAAAGACUGGGGCGUUUUUUUAUUGUUGAAUAACGAGAUCAGUGACCAUGACAACCAAGCGCGGACUGAUAACUGAUUCAUUCAAGGUGGUGAAGAAAGCAAAGAAGGAGGGGAAACGAGAGAAGAGGCCUCCUCCUCCGCCGCCGCCACAGCAAGGAGCUGAAAGUGAACCAGAGGAGAGGCUCCAGAGGCUCAGACAGUUCGAUCUGGACUGGAGAUUCGGGCCCUGCACGGGAAUCAGCAGGCUGCAGCGAUGGGAGCGAGCACAACUUCAUGGUCUGAAUCCACCUGAGGAGGUCAGAGACCUGCUGCUGCAAACACACACGGACUCCAAGUACAACUUUAGCCUGUGGAGGGAAUAUCCGUUGUGAGGAGGAAGACAUAAAGAGAGAAAAAGAACGCACACUCCAAAAAAAUCACAAGAAGUUUCCCUUCUGAAAAAUAUGCAAACCUCGCGUAGAGCCGCAGAGGACCAACAGAAUAAUGUUUUUUACAGUGUGCUAAGUCGUCUCCUACAAGACAAAGUUUGUAACAUUUUAAAUAAAAUCUUUCAAAAUGUG